AUGGCGUCUCAGGCAUUCGGUGUUGACUCUUUCCCGCCUCUGGCGGGAGACUCUCAUCUGCCAAUUUUCAUGCACCACAGCUCUGCCAGUGACUGCCUGCCAAGCACCUCCCACGGCCACAGCAUGGUCUCUGCAGUGUCAUCCGGGCUGUCCCUGGGUCAGCCCUCCAAGCGUUCCCAAAUGCAACUAUCCACCACCUCCCUGGCAAACCCUCUUGGCAACAGCCCCCCCAGCCUCCACUACCCUGUCACCCCGUGUCACUACAGCAACCAGCAGGCUACCUAUGGCAUUAUGGCAGCUCAGGAGAUGCUCUCUGCAAGUAUUUCUCAGACUUGUAUCCUGCAAACAUGUGGCGUCCCUCCACCUAACAUGGUGAGCGCUGCAAACCCGCUGCAAGGUUCACUGACUCCAUGCCUGUACAAGUUUCCAGAUCCCGGUCUGAGCAGCAGCUCGUGUGCAUUAAGUCACGGUUUCUCCUCACUGCCCUCGGCCCUCCUGAUAACUGACGAGGCCCCAGGAGGCCCCUCUGUGGGCGAGAUGAAAGUCAACAUCCAGAGGAAGAGCAUCCGGGAGCUGGAGGACACCCCCGCUAUGGACUCCCCGCAGAUUCAAGAGCUGGAGAUGUUUGCUAAUGACUUCAAGAUAAGGAGGAUCAAACUUGGCUACACUCAGACCAACGUGGGUGAGGCCCUCGCCGCCGUGCACGGGUCAGAGUUCAGUCAGACCACCAUCUGCCGCUUUGAGAAUCUACAGCUGAGCUUCAAGAACGCCUGCAAACUGAAGGCCAUUCUGGCCAAGUGGUUGGACGAAGCUGAGCUCGCUCGAGCUCUGAACAGUGAUAAAAUUGGAAUAAAUGAGCGGAAGAGGAAAAGAAGAACAACUAUCAGCCUGGGAGCUAAGGAGGCUCUUGAGCACAGCUUUGUCGAAAAAAGUAAGCCAUCUUCCCAGGAAAUAGCCCGGAUAGCCAAAGGACUCCACCUGGAGAAGGAGGUGAUCCGGGUGUGGUUCUGUAACAGGCGCCAGAGGGAGAAACGGGUCAAAACCAGCCUCAGCUCCUGCUUGGCCAAAUUAAGUCCAAACUGCAUAGCCCAGAUGAGUAAAACACACCAGCCACUGAUAUAA
Messenger RNA from Phycodurus eques (leafy seadragon), 1122 nucleotides. It is a transcript of the gene pou1f1, whose product is annotated as POU class 1 homeobox 1. Gene Ontology annotation, biological process: regulation of transcription by RNA polymerase II. The transcript is spliced from 7 exons. The record is from RefSeq and is a predicted model, not a curated record. Bases 1 to 1122 code for a protein of 373 amino acids. Gene Ontology annotation, molecular function: DNA-binding transcription factor activity, RNA polymerase II-specific; RNA polymerase II cis-regulatory region sequence-specific DNA binding. Lineage: Eukaryota; Metazoa; Chordata; Actinopteri; Syngnathiformes; Syngnathidae.